This is a messenger RNA of Polyodon spathula (Mississippi paddlefish), 1601 nucleotides long. RefSeq names its product tumor necrosis factor-like. Gene Ontology annotation, cellular component: membrane. Gene Ontology annotation, molecular function: tumor necrosis factor receptor binding. The transcript is spliced from 4 exons. The record is from RefSeq and is a predicted model, not a curated record. The coding region runs from base 79 to 780 and encodes 233 amino acids. Gene Ontology annotation, biological process: immune response. Lineage: Eukaryota; Metazoa; Chordata; Actinopteri; Acipenseriformes; Polyodontidae.
UGAGAGAAGCACUUCACUCUUGAAACAACAACCACUACUAUCACACACACAACUCGAAGUAAGCUAGUAUCCAACGCCAUGGACUCGCAGAAAACGACCCUCGACGUGGAGAAUGGAAGCAAAGUGCUCUUAAGAGACACUCAACACAGAACUCGUGUAAAUGUGAUGUGUGCCAUCUCGCUGCUUGGUCUUGCGCUGGUCGGCACGCUGCUGUUUGCCGGACUUCACAAUAGGGGGCGCUCUACUGGUGCCGACUCUCAGAAUGACGAACUUCUGAGAGUCAAGGACGAAUUAGGGGAGAAUGCUUUUCAGGUGCGAACACUGAAACAAAUGGCGAGCAAGCCCAGCAAAGCAGCCGUGCAUUUAAUAGCGGACGUUACAGAAGACGAAAGCGAAGUGACCUGGCUGAAUGACGUGGACCAAGCGUUUUCAAACGGGAUUGCUAAUACCAAAGACAAGAUUGUGGUGCCGAGGACCGGGCUGUACUUCGUGUACUCGCAGGUGUCGUUCAAGGGACAGUGUAAGGGGCAACCCGUCUAUCUCUCGCACACAAUCGAGAGACUUGCCGUGUCCUACCCUGAAAAACGCAAUCUCCUGAGCGCCUCAAAGACCGCGUGCAUAGAGACGCACAGGUCCUCGAAGGACAUCUGGUAUAAGUCCAUCUACCAAGGAGCCGUCUUUAAGAUGGAAAAGGGUGACAUACUGUCCACCAAAACUGGAGGGGUUGACAAACUUGUAGUUGAUGGGGGAAACUCUUUCUUUGGAGUUUUUGAGCUCUGAAAGAAGUGUAUUUUUCCUUAUUUGAAGACCAUUUUUAUAAAUGAUUGCAAAAGGUACACGAACGUGGCGGGGAUGAAAUAUAAAAUAGCUCUUUCCAAAAUCGACUGUAAACGGCUGUAAUAUUGCACGCACUGUAUAUAAGUUAUAUUUCUACACAUGUGGUAUUUAUACUAUUUAUUAAUUUUUUUAAUUUAAUUUAUUUGUGUUAUUUAUUAAUGCCAGGUCUUUUUUUAAGGUUUGUGCAUGAAUGUAUAUUUGUUCUGUAGCUGUGCAAGUCAGUGCAGAAUACUGUUACUUACUGUACAUCAGCAUGGAUAUUGAGCUGUGUAUUUAAUAAUGUAUAAUACAGCAUGCAAACACAACCCCAUUCAAUCGGGUUACAGUAUAUAUGCAUGCCUGUAUAUUUAUUUAAUAUUUAUUUACUGUGUUGGCUUAAUUGUGCUAUGGAAUGCUAUCAGAGGCUUAGAUUUAAUUUUCUAUGCACAUGAUCACUGGUCCCUCUUAUAUAGUGCUGAAUAUAUAUAUAUAUAGAAUAAAUGUGAGGGCGCCUAGCUCCUUCCUGUGCUGUAGGUCAAUGCUAUUUUAAGAAAAAUUAUUUCAAGCCCUGGUUAGCACUCAAGAACAAACACUAAAAUGCUCUACUGCAUCUUGUGUUAAAAAAAAACAAAGUAUGAAAAACAUGUGUUACACUGUUUAUAAUUAAGUUUUGUAAGCUAUAUAAGUACAUAGAAAACACUGUUCUUGCCUAAUACAUGCUGGAUGUGUAUUACAUAGCUGUAUUUAUUUAUUUUCUAAUGCCUAUCUGUUUGAUAUGUAUGUAU